This is a messenger RNA of Trypanosoma conorhini, 936 nucleotides long. RefSeq lists its product as uncharacterized. The transcript has a single exon. The coding region runs from base 1 to 936 and encodes 311 amino acids. The record is from RefSeq and is a predicted model, not a curated record. NCBI's taxonomy places the organism in Eukaryota, Euglenozoa, Kinetoplastea, Trypanosomatida, Trypanosomatidae.
AUGUUUCCCCGCCCAUUCGAGGUUCCCUGGGCGACGCGCCCGCCUUCUUACUACCUUUAUAAGGCUUCCUCCUCGGAUCAAUCCGGGUCUCCUUUUAGCGGCGGGGGAGAAAUUUCGUUUACCUCCUUAGCUAUUGUCUUUUCGGUCUUCGCCGCCGCCGCCGCGAUUUUCGUCGGCGUUUUGUUUUGCUUGAACAAGCAGCUCUGCGAAAGGCGAAGAACGCCCGAGGAGGAGUUGCACUACCCCGAGGCUGAGCCAGCGCCGGUGCCACGAGGCAUCGACGGCAGCAGAAGUGUGGAGGGGGCGGUGCUGCUCAGCGACGAUAACCGCGACGUUCUCGACAGCACGAGCGUCUUCCUGACUCUUCUGCACUCCUGCUCCUCUGCCUCCUCUGCCUCCUCCUCGUCGCCGCCGGGCUCCUUUGCGGCUGCGACGCGGGAGGACUUGGUAGACGCCGCCGCGGGCAUCGCGGGCGAGGCCGACGAGGCACGGACUGCGCAGGGUGAGGGGGACGCAAAUGCGCAUCCGCGCCGCUGCGGGCCACACUGCCUGCACCUACCGGAGGAGAUCCAAGACGUCUCCACGAACUCCAUGCGCAGGCUCUACGUGCGGCGAUCCUCGGAGUGUGUCUACGGCUCGUCGAGUUACAUCAUGGGCAGCAGGACGGAGCCGGUGGCAUACCUCUCUGAGAAGAGCGAGGGAGAAAAGGAAGAAAUAAAAGUUGGCGAGCCCAACUCCCCCGGCGGCGUAUUUUGGGGGGACGCGCCCACGCGCAUCUUUGAAGAAGGCGCUGGCGCCCCCGCAGCCGAGAGUGCAGGCCACGGGGCAGCAGGCGGCACGGAAAAUGGCAUGCGUCCAAACGUCACCGAGGGAACCGUGGUUGCCUUCAACCCGAGGGGGCCGGCGACGGGAGCCCGCAACGAACCCUUCCGCUGA